AGCAGCUCCGGGACAGCAUCUCAUCAAAGUACCAUGCUGGGUUCCUGCUGCUACAACUGUGACUGAUAAACUAAGGCAGAUGUUUAUUGGAGGAGCACAUGAGCUAUCUCAAACAGAUAUUGUCAACUUGGGCUGUGACAGAUUUAAGCUGAACACUCAAUCUAAAGGAGAUAUAGAACUAAGGAUUUACAUUAUUUUAAGAAACUUUAACCAGUUUGGUGUAGAAUAUAAAUAAAAAAAAAUGAAUCCCAUCACCUACCUGUGUUUCACACUACUGUCUAUAGUUAUACAAUUCUGUCUUAUGGACUUUAUAAAUGAACAAAUUAGAGUAGACAACACUGUAAUUAAUUCAAACAGCACCGUUGUGAAGAAUUCGAGUGACAUAUUUGAUACCAUAAAACAAAAACCUCAUGCUUUAUAUUACCGCAAAGAUAAAAAUGAAUUACAAAUAAAGAGGUCUCCAGUUAAGUAUGAAAAUGAGUCUUUAAGUGAAACUUCAUUAACAAGCUCAACAGAAUUAGUAAGCACAGUAUUUGACUUGCUGUAUGAUGAGAAUGUAUCAGUGACGGAGAGUGAUUUAGUAACAGAUGCAUAUUUUACCAGUUCAGAGUUCGAUAAUGUGACGGAGAUCACAUUUUUUGACAAAAAGCCUUCAACUGAAAAGCCAACAGUUAAACCAAAGAAAAUAAGCACAAAUGAAUGUUACUGUAAUCUCUUGUAUAAAACUUGUGAUAUCAAUUGCUGUUGUGAUAAUGAUUGCUCGGAUCUGGAAAAGAGUGUGUUGAAGAGCUGUGAAGGGAUUGGAAAAGAUAAAUGUGAGAUCCAUAAGAAAGAUAAUCUGUACAUGUGUUCUUCACACUUUUCUUGUAGUACACAAUUGCAGAGUGACAUAUUUGGAUAUCUUUUUUGUAUUGGAAAAGUUAAUUUACCUGAUAUAAGAAAAACAAUAAAACAUAUGCCUUACGCUUUGGAUGUCGAUAACCACCUAAAAUGGCACAUUUCUGAGAAAAAUAGGACAAAUAAUAUGCAGCUUACUAAAAAUCGUUACACUACCGGUCAACCAGUAUUGUUGGUGACAAAGGACGGUAUUCAUUCUUUAGAGCUCCCAAUGACACUGACCAACGAGUACUGCAAUAGCAAGAAGACUCUAAAAUUUCUAAGAAAUGAUAACAUUAAAUGUUAUGUUAAGUUGAAAGACCUUCACAUGUUGGAUGUUAUUAAAAGUUACGGCCACACAAAAGUUGCAAGCCCCAAAGAAAGUACGAUAAACAGCACAAAACUGGAUUGCACAACACUACAUUGCGUUAACAGGACGUUUCUUAUAUGCGACGAACAUAGAUGUACUGAAUAUAAUAAUGAACUGCAUGAGCCAUCAUGUUCAGACAGCCAUUGCAAUAAUAUUGGUGUCAAAGUUGAAUAUGAAUUCUAUUGCAAUGCGUCUUUAAUAACAAGAGUUAUCGUCAAAUUCCAUGUACAAAUAAUCUCUAUGGAUCUUGAAUAUGUAUCCCAGGAGAUUACUGUCAAAUUUUACAUGGGGAAUAAUUCCAUAGAGAGUAUUAUAAAAUUUAGUGGAAAUCCUGGUUAUAUUAAAGGUCUGCCCAUUAUAGUAACGUCAUUGGAAAGCAAUCGUACGGAAAAUUUUUACAACACCAGUAUUGGCAAAUAUAAUAAUCACAUUUUAUUGCCCUCCAACAAAGACGGUGAGUGUGUGCUCACAAAUUUAACACACAACAUUCUAAAGUUUGGCCAUAAUAAAAGAAUAAAGUGUCGCACACAUUUCAAACAUAAUUUCACAAUAAACAAUGGGACAGACGGAUGUAUGAACAUUCAGACCAAAAUCGAUGGUUUAUAUGGGUUUAGUAAAAAUAUAUAUAUCUCUCCAUACGGAAACCCACAAGGCGUUAGUGAUGAAAACUGGAUAAGUUUGCAAAAUCAUCAUAAAAGGGACAUACAUGGGGAAUACCAUCGUAAGGAUGCCAAUUUGAUUUGCUAUAACUUGGUCACCCGGAUUGCUUUCACAAUAGCUUACACAGAUACAAAUGAAGCUAAUAAAGAAAUAAAUAAAAUUAUUAGCGCAAGAGUCGACAGCACAACAAAAAAUAUAUCAUUCAGUAUUGAAGAUUUAUCAAUCGUCAUAACAAUUGACACAAAUUUUAUCGACGCUAGUAAAACAACUGUACACGAAUAUAUUGAAGCACACUUUAAUUUUCACUUACCAAAGGAUUUCUUCUAUCCUUCAUCCUCUAGCAAAGGAAGCUUUGUCACAUACCAAAAUAUUGUAUUAUUUUUGUGUUAUUUCGUAUUGCAAAUAAAAUAACUUGUGUAUUAACUAAUAA
Molecule: messenger RNA, 2336 nt
Organism: Bicyclus anynana (squinting bush brown)
Lineage: Eukaryota; Metazoa; Arthropoda; Insecta; Lepidoptera; Nymphalidae
Product: pyruvate kinase
Exons: 6
Coding region: 242-2317 (691 amino acids)
Biological process (GO): glycolytic process; cilium assembly
Cellular component (GO): MKS complex; cytoplasm; ciliary transition zone
Molecular function (GO): pyruvate kinase activity; magnesium ion binding; potassium ion binding
Source: RefSeq, a predicted model, not a curated record